UUCCUCAGCUCCUCCAGUAGGGGCAGGAGAGGGCCCAGCCUUCCUCUCCUGGGCCAGCCUCUCAAGUGAGCAGCCCAGGGCUGAUAAGAGCUCCGCAGCUGUCUCUCACACACCAGCCUGGGCCCACAGAGCCGCCAGCACCAUGAAGGAUGAGGUGGCCCUUCUGGCCACUGUCACUCUCCUGGGAGUCCUGCUGCAAGCCUAUUUCUCCCUGCAGGUGAUCUCGGCGCGCAGAGCCUUCCGCGUGUCGCCGCCGCUUACCACGGGGCCGCCGGAGUUCGAGCGCGUCUACCGAGCCCAAGUGAACUGCAGCGAGUACUUCCCACUGUUCCUCGCCGCGCUCUGGGUCGCCGGCGUCUUCUUCCACGAAGGUCUGGGCUCGGGACAGACGCGCACACACCCCGGGGCCCCGGGCCGCGCGCCAGGCGGCUCACGUGGCCGCCCCGGCCCUCUCGCAGGCACGGCGGCCCUGUGCGGGUUGGUCUACCUUUUCGCGCGCCUCCGCUACUUCCAGGGCUACGCGCGCUCGGCGCAGCAAAGACUGACCCCGCUGUACGCGAGCGCGCGCGCGCUCUGGCUGCUGAUGGCGCUGGCGGCGCUCGGCCUGCUCGUCCACUUCCUCCCCCGCGCGCUGCGCGCCGCGCUCCUCGGACGGCUCGGGACGCUGCUGCCCAGGGCCUGAGACGGAGGACGCCGGGUCGGAGGAACCGGAGAAGAGCCGGAGCUUCCAAGAGGACAGGGGAGGGUGCUCGUCCUAUCCCAGUCCCCUAUUAAAGUGCCGGUGACCGAA
Canis lupus familiaris (dog) is the source of this 790-nucleotide messenger RNA. It is a transcript of the gene LTC4S, whose product is annotated as leukotriene C4 synthase. Gene Ontology annotation, molecular function: leukotriene-C4 synthase activity; glutathione peroxidase activity; glutathione transferase activity. The record is from RefSeq and is a predicted model, not a curated record. Gene Ontology annotation, biological process: leukotriene biosynthetic process. NCBI's taxonomy places the organism in Eukaryota, Metazoa, Chordata, Mammalia, Carnivora, Canidae. The transcript is spliced from 4 exons. Gene Ontology annotation, cellular component: membrane; nuclear envelope; endoplasmic reticulum. Bases 143 to 682 code for a protein of 179 amino acids.